Messenger RNA from Loxodonta africana (African savanna elephant), 2315 nucleotides. RefSeq names its product olfactomedin 2 (gene OLFM2). Lineage: Eukaryota; Metazoa; Chordata; Mammalia; Proboscidea; Elephantidae. The record is from RefSeq and is a predicted model, not a curated record. The transcript is spliced from 5 exons. Bases 296 to 1456 code for a protein of 386 amino acids. Gene Ontology annotation, biological process: signal transduction.
UCACACACACUGGGCACUCAGCAAUGGCCUGGCACAUCCCAGGGGUCCAGCAAAGGGCAUCUGUCCUGUCCCCAGGCUCUCUCCACCCCCUUUGGGGGUGGGGCAAGCUCCCAUUGGGUUGCUGCUCUGUGACACCAGCCUGACCUCUCCGCAGACCCUCUUCCAGAGCCCAGAGGAGGGUUGGCAGCUGUACACCUCUGCCCAGGCCCCCGACGGGAAAUGCAUCUGCACUGCGGUCAUCCCUGCGCAGACCACCUGCUCCCGUGAUGGUCGCAGUCGUGAGCUGCGGCAGCUGAUGGAGAAGGUCCAGAAUGUCUCCCAGUCCAUGGAAGUCCUUGAAUUGCGGACGUAUCGUGACCUCCAGUAUGUGCGCAGCAUGGAGACUCUUAUGCGGAGCCUGGAUGCGCGGCUCCGGGUAGCCGAUGGGUCCCUCUCAGCCAAGAGCUUCCAGGAGCUGAAGGACAGGAUGACAGAGCUAUUGCCCCUGAGCUUGGUCCUGGAACAAUACAAGGCAGACACACGGACCAUCGUGCGCCUGCGGGAGGAGGUGAGGAAUCUCUCCAGCAGCCUUGCAGCCAUCCAGGAAGAGAUGGGCGCCUACGGGUACGAAGACCUGCAGCAGCGGGUGAUGGCUCUGGAGGCCCGGCUUCAUGCCUGCGCCCAGAAGCUGGGCUGUGGGAAGCUGACUGGGGUCAGUAACCCCAUCACCAUUCGGGCCAUGGGGUCUCGCUUCGGCUCCUGGAUGACUGACACAAUGGCCCCCAGUGCGGAUAGCCGGGUCUGGUACAUGGAUGGCUAUUACAAAGGCCGGCGGGUCCUGGAAUUCCGCACUCUAGGAGACUUCAUCAAAGGCCAGAACUUUAUCCAGCACCUGCUGCCCCAGCCGUGGGCAGGCACCGGCCACGUGGUAUACAACGGUUCCCUCUUCUAUAACAAGUACCAGAGCAAUGUGGUAGUCAAGUACCACUUCCGCUCGCGCUCCGUGCUCGUGCAGAGGAGCCUCCCAGGGGCAGGUUACAACAACACCUUCCCCUACUCUUGGGGAGGCUUCUCCGACAUGGACUUCAUGGUGGACGAGAGCGGGCUCUGGGCCGUGUAUACCACCAACCAGAACGCAGGCAACAUUGUGGUCAGCCGGCUGGACCCGCACACCCUUGAGGUCACGCGGUCCUGGGACACCGGCUACCCCAAGCGCAGCGCUGGCGAGGCCUUUAUGAUCUGUGGUGUGCUCUACGUGACCAACUCGCACCUGGCCGGGGCCAAGGUCUACUUUGCCUACUUCACCAACACGUCCAGUUACGAGUACACGGACGUGCCCUUUCACAACCAGUACUCCCACAUCUCCAUGCUGGAUUACAACCCCCGGGAGCGGGCGCUCUACACCUGGAACAACGGCCACCAGGUGCUCUACAAUGUCACACUCUUCCACGUCAUCAGCACUGCUGGGGACCCCUAGGGACUACCAUAGCUCCCUAGGGGCUGCCACACAAGGGCCACUGGGGCCCGCAGGGGUCCUUACCACUCUGCCUGUAUCCCUUAAAAAUUAUCUGUCGUGUCCUCUCUCUCCUUUCCUGUACUUUUUCUCCCCUCACUCCUUCCCCCACCCCAGCUUCCGUUUUCUGCCUCUGUAUUUCUAUCAAUGCGUUUUUUUCAUUUUUGUCCCUUCUUUAUUGAUCUCUCCUUUUGUCUUUUUUUUUUUUUUUUUUGAUGCCCAUCUCUCUCUGCCUUUUUAUGGAUGACUCUCCAGUUCUCUUUCCUGAUUUCUGCUUCUCUUUGGUCUCUCAUUCCCCUCCCCUCGGCCCCACCCUUUUUCAAGGGAGUUGAGUGCAUGGAUCUAUUUACUUUUUUUCUUUCCGGGGUUGCUGCAAUAAACGGGACCUUUGACAUUUGACACUUUGGUUGCUGUCUGUGUUCAGUACGUGCAGGGGAAGAAGAGGUCAGGCAGGGGAAGAAGAGGUCAGGCAGAGGAAGAAGAGGUCAGGCAGAGGAAGAAGAGGUCAGGCAGAGGAAGAAGAGGUCAGGUGGAGGCAGCUGGCUCCCAGACUGGAGACCCAUCUCCCUUGAGCCAGGGCCCCUUGUUCCAUGACUCAGGCUUAGUGAACAAAGCAAGCCCAGCAUUGGGGUGGGGGCUAGGGAAUGGCACUCACCCCUCCCUAGGGGCGAGCCCUUUGGGAAAAUGGGUGAAGAGACCCAAUCCAAAUCUGUUUUGAUUGAAAACAAUUUGUUUAAAAGCAAUUUGAUGAAAACAACUGAGGAGUUGAUCACAAGGAUGAAAACUGGCCUCAAAUGAAUAUUCUCCAUCACUGGUUUUUCAC